Messenger RNA from Gorilla gorilla gorilla (western lowland gorilla), 1900 nucleotides. It is a transcript of the gene SWSAP1, whose product is annotated as SWIM-type zinc finger 7 associated protein 1. The coding region runs from base 557 to 1309 and encodes 250 amino acids. Gene Ontology annotation, cellular component: Shu complex. The transcript is spliced from 2 exons. Gene Ontology annotation, biological process: double-strand break repair via homologous recombination. The record is from RefSeq and is a predicted model, not a curated record. Lineage: Eukaryota; Metazoa; Chordata; Mammalia; Primates; Hominidae. Gene Ontology annotation, molecular function: single-stranded DNA binding.
ACUUUCGGGGAUGGCCGUUGAUGUUUUGCACACGAGUGUCCACGAGCCUGUGUCCCCAGACACACACUCCGGCCCAUACUCAGGUGCACAGAAAGACAAGCACACAGCUCAUCCCCUCUCCAAAACUCUCAGUUGUCAUUGGAUGACAUCAGCAAAACCACACACAAAUACAUGCCGAUCACAAUACUCCUCUGAGAUAUCAUAAGCCCCAUUUUACAGCAGGGCAAACUGAGGCUAGGAGACUUUAAAUAAUAUGUCACUCAUUCUGGUCUACUCCUCCAACUCUCAACCCUUAUAUUUGUCUGAUUAGCUGACAAUAAUAGUAUUCGUGCUGGUUCCCCCAGCAGCCUCCCUCAGGGAAGGGUCUUAUUUCCCUCGAAUGCACCCAUUCCUCCGCAUAGGUUCUAACCAUUUGCCCAUUCACCAGAGGAAUCGAGUUUUGAUGGACAGAUUCCUAGACCAAUAGACAAACUAAGUGAACUGUACCGAUGCGGCCACGGCCUGGGCGGGACUAAGGCUGGGAACGAGCCACCGAUUGGUCAGAGCUACGCGGCGAAUGGCGGAGACGCUGAGGCGGGUGCUAACCAGGGGCGGUGCGGCCUGGUCCGGGGAGGAGAACACGCCUGCCGCCGGACCGCCUUUGCUGCUGCUCGGUACACCAGGAUCUGGAAAAACAGCGCUGCUAUUUGCUGCGGCCCUAGAGGCGGCGGGGGAGGGCCAAGGCCCAGUCCUCUUCCUGACACGAAGGCCUCUUCAAAGCAUGCCCCGCGGGACCGGAACGACUCUAGACCCAAUGCGACUCCAGAAGAUCCGCUUCCAGUACCCACCCUCAACCCGAGAGCUUUUCCGGCUCCUGUGCUCUGCCCAUGAGGCCCCGGGGCCAGCCCCCUCCCUUCUGCUGCUCGACGGCCUAGAAGAGUACCUAGCGGAAGACCCAGAGCCCCAGGAAGCCGCCUACCUCAUUGCCUUACUUCUAGACACAGCUGCCCACUUCAGCCACCGGCUUGGGCCUGGCCGGGACUGUGGGCUCAUGGUGGCCCUCCAGACCCAGGAGGAGGCAGAUAGUGGGGACGUCCUGCACCUGGCACUGCUCCAGCGGUAUUUUCCUGCCCAGUGCUGGCUGCAGCCAGAUGCACCAGGUCCAGGAGAGCACGGCCUCCGAGCCUGCCUGGAGCCAGGCGGGCUGGGCCCCAGAACAGAGUGGUGGGUGACUUUCCGAUCAGAUGGAGAAAUGAUGAUCGCUCCGUGGCCCACCCAGGCUGGUGACCCCAGCUCAGGCAAGGAUUCAAGCUCUGGAGGCCAGCCCUGAGCUUUGGUGGGUGACUACCUCUCUGUGCUUCAGUUUCCCAUGGCUGGAAUACUUACCUCAGGGACAUAUGCAGAUCCAAAGACCUAAACAAUGUAAAGUGCUUUUUCUCUUUUAAAAGUAUAGCAUUAUCUUGUAUAUAUUUUACCCAAUCAAUAUGUUGUUUAUAGUUUCAUUGCUUUAAACUUUAUAAAAAGAGCUUCAGGCCAGGCGUGGUGGCUCACGCCUGUAAUCCCAGCACUUUGGGAGGCUGAGGCGGUCAGAUCACCAGAGGUCAGGAGUUGGAGACCAGCCUGCCUAACAUGAUGAAACCCUGUAUCAACUAAAAGUACAAAAAAAAUUAGCUGGGUGUGGUGGCAGGUGCCUGUAGUCCCAGCUACUCAGGAGGCUUAGGCAGGAGAAUUGCUUGAACCCAGAAGCGGAGGUUGCAGUGAGCCGAGAUUGUGCCACUACACUCCAGCCUGGGUGACAAAGCGAGACUCCAUCUCAAAAAAAAAAAAAAAAAGUUUGAGACUUCCUUCUUUUUGCACUCAACGUUGUUACUAAGAUUCAUCUACAUUUUUUUUAGUUCAUUCCUUUUUCCAUAUUGCAUAU